This is a messenger RNA of Talpa occidentalis (Iberian mole), 12853 nucleotides long. It is a transcript of the gene ATM, whose product is annotated as ATM serine/threonine kinase. Gene Ontology annotation, molecular function: protein binding; protein serine/threonine kinase activity. NCBI's taxonomy places the organism in Eukaryota, Metazoa, Chordata, Mammalia, Eulipotyphla, Talpidae. The record is from RefSeq and is a predicted model, not a curated record. The transcript has 63 exons. Gene Ontology annotation, biological process: DNA repair. Bases 530 to 9697 code for a protein of 3055 amino acids.
ACUUAACAGCGUUUACUGAUGUUUUUACCACGUGCAGAUAAGUAAAAAGACUUGUAAUUUAUGGUGAUAACGUGCUAGAGAACUACUGUGAUGGUAGUGGACUGAGUGACAUUUCUGCAGAAAUUCAGUUUGGGAGAAUCAGUUCAGUUUUGGAUGAUGUCUUUCAAUGUCAAGUUGCUCUGGAGGAUGGUAGACAGAAGGGAAACUUAUGUAAAGGCACAAAGUGUAGGAGGUUUCUAAAGUUCAAGAGUGAGGUCUGGCAGAUUUGGGCAUUUUCAGCAUUUUGAAGGCAGAGGAAUGGAUGAGGUCACACUGGAAGAACCUAGAGUGAGAAGCAAGGAGACAAGGAUGUUCUAUCCGGUGUGAGCAGAACUAUCAACAGAGACUUAUAAAAAAGUCAGAAAGGAAGGGAAUAAGGAAAAGUGCUAAAAUAUAUUGAGCAUUUGUUGUGUCCAGUAUUGUCUUAAAUAUGCAUGAAUCCUCACAAUAACUCUUUGAGUCAAUGAUAUGUGUUCUGAAAUUCUGAACCAUGAGUCUGGCACUAAAUGACCUGCUUAUUUGCUGCCGUCAACUAGAACAUGAUAGAGCUACAGAACGAAGGAAAGAAGUUGAGAAAUUUAAGCGUCUGAUUCGGGAUCCUGAAACUGUUCAACAUUUAGACCGACAUUCAGAUUCCAAACAAGGAAAAUAUUUGAACUGGGAUGCUGUUUUUAGAUUUUUACAGAAAUAUAUUCAGAAAGAAACAGAAUGUCUCAGAAUAGCAAAAACAAAUACAUCAACCUCAAAACAAGCCUCCAGGCAGAAAAAGAUGCAAGAAAUCAGCAGCUUGGUCAAAUAUUUCAUCAAAUGUGCAAAUAAAAGAGCACCCAGGCUAAAAUGUCCAGAACUUUUGAAUUAUGUUAUGGAUACAGUGAAAGAGUCAUCUAACGGUCCCAUUUAUGGAGCUGACUGUAGCAACAUAUUGCUAAAGGACAUUCUUUCAGUGAGAAAAUACUGGUGUGAAAUAUCUCAGCAACAGUGGCUAGAAUUGUUCUCUGUAUACUUCAAGCUGUAUCUCAGGCCUUCACAAGAUAUUAAUAGAGUUUUAGUGGCCCGUAUAAUUCAAGCUGUCACCAAAGGAUGUUGUUCACAAACUGAUGGAUUAAAUUCCAAACAUCUGGAGUUUUUUUCGAAGGCUAUUCAACAUGCAAGACAAGAAAAAAGCACUGCAGGUCUAAAUCAUAUCCUGGCAGCACUCAUUAUCUUCCUCAAGACUUUGGCUGUUAAUUUUCGAAUUCGAGUAUGUGAGUUAGGAGAUGAAAUUUUACCCACCUUGCUUUAUAUUUGGGCUCAACAUAGACUUAAUAAUUCCUUAAAAGAAGUAAUCAUUGAAUUAUUUCAACUGCAAAUUUAUAUCCAUCAUCCAAAGGGAGCCAAGACCCAAGAAAAAGGGGCUUAUGAAUCAACAAAAUGGAAAAGUAUCUUAUACAACUUAUAUGACCUAUUAGUAAAUGAGAUAAGUCACAUAGGAAGCAGAGGAAAGUACUCUUCAGGAUCUCGUAAUAUUGCUGUCAAGGAAAACUUGAUUGAAUUGAUGGCAGAUAUUUGUCACCAGGUUUUUAGUGAAGAUAGCAAAUCAUUGGAGAUUACUCAGUCUUAUACUAUCACACAAAGAGAUUUUAAUGAUUACAGUUCACCCUGCAAAAAGAAGAAAAUAGAAUUAGGCUGGGAAGUAAUAAAAGAUAAUCUGCAGAAGUCACAGAAUGAUUUUCAUCUUAUACCUUGGUUACAGAUUGUGACUCAAUUAAUAUCAAAAUAUCCUGCAAGUCUACCUAACAGUGAAAUGUCAUCGUUACUAAUGAUAUUAUGCCAGCUUCUACCCCAACAGCGCCGUGGGGAGCGCACGCCAUAUGUGUUACGCUGCCUUACAGAGGUUGCAUUGUGUCAAGGUGGGAAAUCACACCUAGAAAGCUCACAAAAGUCAGAUUUAUUGAGACUCUGGGCUAAAAUCUGGUCUCUUACCUUUCGUGGUAUAAGUUCUGAACAAAUACAAACUGAAAAUUUUGGCUUGCUUGGAGCCAUAAUUCAAAGCAAUUUAGUUGAGUUUGACAGAGAAUUCUGGAAGUUAUUUACUGGAUCAGCCUGCAAACCCUCAUGUCCUGCAGUCUGCUGCUUGACUUUGGCAUUGACCAUCUAUGUAGUUCCAGAAACAUUAAAAACAGGAAUGGAACAGAAUAUAUGUGAAGUAAAUAGAAGUCUUUCUUUAAAGGAAUUGAUAAUGAAAUGGCUCUUAUCCUGUCAUUUAGAGGAUGACUUAGAAGACAGUACAGUACCUCCAAUUUUGUACAGUAAUUUUCCUCUUCUCUCAUUGGAGAAAAUUCUUGUGAGUCUCACUAUGAAAAACUGUAAAGCUGCAAUGAAUUUUUUUGAAAGUCUGCCAGAAUGUGAACAGCACCAUAAAGAGAAGGAAGAUUCUUCAUUCUCAGAAGUAGAAGAACUAUUUCUCCAGACAACUUUUGACAAGAUGGACUUUUUAACUGUUGGGAAAGAAUGCACUGUAGAAAAGCACCAGUCCAGUGUAGGCCUUUCUGUCCAUCAGAAUCUCAAGGAAUCACUGGAUCGCUAUCUUCUGGGAUUAUCAGAGCAGCUUCUCAAUAACUACACAUCUGAGACUACAAAUUCAGAAACACUUGUCCGAUGUUCAAGUCUUUUGGUGGGUGUCCUUGGCUGCUAUUGUUCUGUGGGUGUAAUAACUGAAGAGGAAGUGUAUAAAUCAGAGUUAUUCCAGAAAGCUAAGUCUCUAAUGCAGUGUGCAGGAGAAAGUAUCACUUUGUUCAAAAAUAAGACAAAUGAGGAAUCUAGAAUUGCUUCAUUGAGAAAUAUGAUGCAUCUAUGUACAAGUUGUUUGUGUAGCUGUACCAAGCACAAUCCACAUAAGAUAGCAUCUGGCUUUUUCCUACGAUUGUUAACAUCAAAGCUAAUGAAUGAUAUUGCAGAUAUUUGUAGAAGUUUAGCAUCCUUUAUCAGAAAGCCACUUGAUUAUGGAGAAAUAGAACCAAUGGAAGAUGAGUCUGAUGAAAAUCUAAUGGAGGUAGAAGAUCAGUCAUCCAUGAGUCAAUUUAGUGAUUAUUCUGCUAGUGUUAGUGAUGUAAAUGAAUCUGGAGAGAGCCAAGUUACUAUUGGUGCCAUGAAUCCUUUAGCUGAAGAACAUCUGUCAAAGCAAGAUUUACUUUUUUUAGACAUGCUCAAGUUCUUGUGUAUGUGUGUAACUACUGCUCAGACCAAUACUGUGUCCUUUCGAGCAGCUGAUAUUCGGAGGAAAUUGUUAAUGUUAACUGAUUCCAGCAUGCUAGACCUGACUAAACCUCUCUACUUACAUAUGUAUUUAGUACUUUUAAGGGAGCUUCCUGGAGAAGACUAUCCCUUGCCAAUGGAAGAUGUUGUUGAACUUCUGAAACCGCUAUCCAAUGUGUGUUCUUUGUAUCGCCGUGACCAAGAUGUUUGUAAAACAAUUUUAAACCACGUCCUUCAUGUAGUGACAAACCUGUGUCACAGUGAUCUGGACGCUGAGAGCACAAGGGACGCUCAAGGCCAGUUUCUGUCAGUGGUUGGAGCAUUUUGGCACUUAACAAAGGAGGGGAAAUUCAUAUUCUCUGUAAGAAUGGCACUAGUAAAAUGCCUGAAAACUUUGCUAGAGGUUGAUCCUUAUUCAAAAUGGGCUAUUCUUAAUGUCACAGGAAAAGACUUCCCUGUAAAUGAAGUGUUUCCACAAUUUCUUGCUGAUAAUCAUCACCAAGUCCGCAUGCUGGCUGCAACAUCUAUCAAUAGAUUAUUUCAAGAUAUGAAACAAGGAUGUUCUUUUAAGUUGUUGAAAGCACUUCCUUUGAAGCUUCAGCAAACAGCCUUUGACAACACAUACUUGAAAGUUCAGGAAGGAAUGAGAGAAAUGUCCCAGAGAGCUGAGAAUGAUGAACUUUUGGAUGAGAUUUAUAAUAGAAAAUCUCUUUUAUUGAUGAUGAUAGCUGUGGUUUUAUGCUGUAGCCCUGUCUGUGAAAAACAGGCUCUGUUUGCUCUGUGUAAGUCUGUGAAAGAGAAUGGAUUAGAACCUCACCUCAUUAAAAAGGUUUUGCAAAAAGUUUCUGAAACUUUUGGAUAUAGACAUUUAGAGGACUUCAUGGCUUCUCAUUUGGAUUAUCUGGUUUUAGAAUGGCUGAAUCUUCAAGAUACUGCAUACAGAUUAUCUUCUUUUCCUUUUAUUUUAUUGAACUACACAAGUGUUGAGGAUUUCUAUAGAUCUUGUUAUAAGGUUUUGAUUCCUCAUCUGGUGAUUAGAAGUCAAUUUGAUGAGGUGAAGUACAUUGCUAAUCAGAUUCAAGAGGAUUGUAAAAGUCUUCUCACAGACUGCUUUCCAAAGAUUCUUGUAAACAUUCUCCCUUACUUUGCCUAUGAGGGUUCUGGAGAGAGUGGGAUGGCGCAGCAAAGAGAGAUUGCUACCAAAGUCUAUGAUAUACUUAAAGAUGAGAACUUAUUGGGAAAACAGAUGGAUCACUUAUUCAUUAGUAAUUUACCAGAGAUUGUGGUGGAGUUGUUGAUGACGUUACACGAACCAGCAACUUCCGGUGGCAGCCAAAGCACUGACCUCAGUGACUUCUCAGGGGAUUUAGAUCCUGCUCCUAAUCCACCUCAUUUCCCAUCACAUGUUAUCAAAGCAACAUUUGCCUAUAUCAGCAACUGCCAUAAGACUAAGCAUAAAAGCAUUUUAGAAAUUCUUUCCAAAAGCCCUGAUUCCUAUCAGAAAAUUCUUCUAGCUAUAUGUGAACAAGCAGCUGAGACAAAUAAUGUUUAUAAAAAGCACAGAAUCCUUAAAAUAUAUCACUUGUUUGUUAGUUUAUUACUGAAAGAUAUAAAAAGUGGCUUAGGAGGAGCUUGGGCAUUUGUUCUUCGAGAUGUUAUUUAUACUUUGAUUCAUUACAUCAAUAAAAGGCCUUCUCAUUUCAUGGAUGUGUCAUUGCGUAGCUUCUCCCUUUGUUGUGACCUGUUAAGCCGGGUUUGCCGCACGGCUGUCACUUUCUGUAAGGAUGCUUUAGAAAACCAUCUUCAUGUUAUUGUUGGGACACUUCUACCCCUUGUGGGUGACCAGAUGGAGGUUCAGGAAGAGGUAUUGGACUUGUUGAAAUACUUAGUGAUUGAUAACAAGAAUAAUGAAAACCUCUAUCUCACAAUUAAACUCUUAGAUCCUUUUCCUGACCAUGCUGUCUUUAAGGAUCUGCGUAUUACUCAGCAGAAAAUCAAAUACAGUAGGGGACCUUUUACACUCUUGGAGGAAAUUAACCAUUUUCUCUCAGUGAGUGUUUAUGAUGCACUUCCAUUGACGAGGCUUGAAGGAUUAAAAGAUCUCAGAAGACAACUAGAACAACAUAAAGAUCAGAUGAUUGAUCUUAUGAGAGCAUCUCAGGAUAACCCGCAAGAUGGCAUAAUGGUGAAGUUAGUCAUCAGCUUGCUGCAGUUAUCCAAGAUGGCAGUGAACCACACUGGUGAAAGAGAAGUUUUAGAGGCUGUCGGAAGCUGCUUGGGAGAAGUGGGUCCUCUCGAUUUCUCUACCAUAGCUAUACAACAUAGUAAAGAUACAUGCUAUACCAAGGCCCUUCAAUUAUGUGAAGAUAAAGAAGUUCAGUGGACCUUCAUAAUGCUCACCUACCUUAAUAAUACACUGAUAGAAGAUUGUGUCAAAGUGCGAUCAGCUGCUGUUUCCUGUUUGAAAAGCAUUUUGGCCACAAAGACUGGACAUCGUUUCUGGGAGAUUUACAAAGUGACCUCGGAUCCCAUGCUGAUCUAUCUACAGCCUUUCAGAACAUCGAGAAAAAAGUUUUUAGAAGUACCCAGACUUGACAAAGAAAACCCUUUAGAAACUUUGGAUGAUACAAGCCUGUGGAUUCCGCAAAAUGAAAAUCAUGACUCUUGGAUAAAGACAUUGACUUGUGCUUUUCUGGACAGUGGGGGCACAAAAAGUGAAAUUCUUCAAUUCUUAAAGCCAAUGUGUGAAGUGAAAAGUGACUUUUGUCAGACUGUGCUUCCAUACUUGAUUCAUGAUGUUUUACUUCAAGAUACAGAUAAAUCAUGGAGAAAUCUGCUUUCUGCGCACAUUCAGGGAUUCUUCACCAGCUGUUUCAGACAGUCUUUACAAACAAGUAGAUCCACAACCCCUGCAAAUUUGGAUUCAGAGUCAGAGCAUGUUCCCCGAUGCUGUUUGGAUAAAAAGUCACAAAGAACAAUGCUUGCUGUUGUGGACUACAUGAGGAGACAAAAGAGACCUUUUUCAGGAACUGUCUUUGAUGAUGCUUUCUGGCUGGAGUUGAAUUAUCUAGAGGUUGCCAAGGUAGCUCAGUCUUGUGCUGCUCACUUCACGGCAUUGUUCUAUGCAGAAAUCUACGCAGAUAGGAAAAGUAUGGAUGAUCAAGAAAAAAGAAAUCUUACAUUUGAAGAAGGGAGCCAAAAUACAACUAUUUCUAGUUUGAGUGAAAAAAGUAAAGAAGAAACUGGAAUAAGUUUACAGGACCUGCUCUUAGAAAUCUACAGAAGCAUAGGAGAACCAGAUAGUCUGUAUGGCUGUGGUGGAGGAAAAAUGUUACAACCUCUCACUAGACUACGAACAUAUGAACAUGAAGCAAUGUGGGGGAAAGCCCUAGUAACAUACGACCUUGAGACAGCAAUCUCCUCAUCAGUCCGCCAGGCAGGAAUAAUUCAGGCCUUGCAGAAUUUGGGACUCCGCCAUAUUCUUUCUGUCUAUUUAAAAGGAUUAGAUCAAGAAAAUAAAGAGUGGUGUGCUGAGCUCCAGGAACUUCAUUUCCAGGCAGCAUGGAGGAACAUGCAGUGGGAUGACUGCAUUUCUGUCAACAAUAAAACAGAAGGAAUCAGUUACCAUGAAUCUCUGUAUAAUGCUCUGCAAUCUCUGAGAGAUAAAGAAUUCUCCACAUUUCAUGAAACACUCAAAUAUGCCAGGGUAAAGGAAGUGGAAGAGUUGUGUAAGGGUAGUCUUGAGUCUGUGUAUUCCCUCUACCCCACACUUAGUAGAUUGCAGGCCAUUGGCGAGCUUGAAAACAUCGGGGACCUUUUCUCAAGAUCAGUCACAGGUAGACAGCCUUCUGAGGUGUACAUGAAGUGGCGGAAACACUCCCAGCUUCUUAAAGACAGUGAUUUCAGUUUUCAGGAGCCUAUCAUGGCUCUACGCACAGUCAUUUUGGAGAUGUUGAUGGAAAAAGAAAUGGCGCACUCCCAAAGAGAAUGUCUUAAAGACAUUCUCACCAAGCACCUUGUAGAGCUCUCUGUACUAGCCCGGACUUUCAAGAACAUACAGCUACCUGAAAGGGCGAUAUUUCAAAUUAAACAGUAUAAUUCAGCCAGUCAUGGAGUCUCUGAGUGGCAACUAGAGGAAGCACAAGUAUUCUGGGCAAAAAAGGAGCAGAGUCUUGCCCUGAAUAUUCUCAAACAAAUGAUCAAGAAGUUGGAUGCUUGCUGUACAGAGAAUGAUCCCAACCUAAGGCUUAUAUACACAGAGUGUCUGAGAGUUUGUGGUAACUGGUUGGCAGAAACUUGCUUAGAAAAUCCUACAGUUAUCAUGCAGACCUAUCUAGAAAAGGCAGUGGAAGUUGCUGGAAAUUAUGAUGGAGAAAACAAUGAUGAGCUCAGAAAUGGAAAAAUGAAGGCAUUUCUGUCAUUAGCACGGUUCUCAGACACUCAGUACCAGAGAAUCGAAAACUACAUGAAAUCAUCAGAAUUUGAAAACAAGCAAGCUCUCCUAAAAAGGGCCAAAGAGGAAGUGGGCCUUCUUAGGGAACAUAAAAUUCAGACCAACAGAUACACAGUAAAGGUGCAGCGAGAGCUAGAGCUGGAUGAAUGUGCCCUCCGAGCACUGAAAGAGGAUCGUAAACGUUUCUUAUGUAAAGCAGUUGAAAAUUACAUCAAUUGCUUGUUAAGUGGAGAAGAACAUGAUAUGUGGAUAUUUCGUCUUUGUUCUCUCUGGCUUGAAAAUUCUGGUGUUUCUGAAGUCAAUGGCAUGAUGAAGAGAGAUGGAAUGAAGAUUCCAUCAUACAAAUUUUUGCCUCUGAUGUACCAACUGGCUGCUAGAAUGGGGACCAAGAUGAUGGGAGGCCUAGGAUUUCAUGAAGUCCUCAAUAAUCUCAUCUCUAGAAUUUCAAUGGAUCACCCCCAUCAUACUUUGUUUAUUAUACUGGCCUUAGCAAAUGCAAACAAAGAUGAAUUUCUGACUAAACCAGAGGCAGCAAGAAGGAUUAGAAUAACUAAAAAUGCACCUAAACAAAGCUCUCAGCUGGAUGAGGAUCGAACAGAGGCUGCAAACAAAAUAAUACAAACUAUCAGAAGUAGGAGACCUCAAAUGGUCAAAAGUGUAGAGGCUCUUUGUGAUGCUUAUAUUAUAUUAGCAAACCUAGAUGCUACUCAGUGGAAGAUGCAGAGAAAAGGUAUUACUAUUCCAGCAGACCAGCCAAUUACUAAACUUAGGAAUUUAGAAGAUGUUAUUGUCCCUACUAUGGAUAUUAAGGUGGACCCCACAGGAGAAUAUGGAAACCUGGUGACUAUACAGUCAUUUAAAGGAGAAUUUCGUUUAGCAGGAGGUUUAAAUUUACCAAAAAUAAUUGACUGUUUAGGCUCUGAUGGCAAGGAGAGGCGGCAGCUUGUCAAGGGCCGUGAUGAUCUGAGACAAGAUGCCGUCAUGCAGCAGGUUUUCCAGAUGUGUAAUACCUUACUGCAGAGAAACACCGAAACCAGGAAGAGGAAAUUGACUAUCUGCACAUAUAAGGUGGUUCCUCUGUCUCAGCGAAGUGGCGUUCUCGAGUGGUGCACAGGAACGGUCCCUAUUGGUGAAUUUCUUGUUAACAAUGAGGAUGGUGCCCACAAAAGAUACAGGCCAAACGAUUUCAGUGCUUACCAAUGCCAAAAGAAGAUGAUGGAUGUACAAAAGAGAUCUUUUGAAGAGAAACAUGAAAUCUUCAUGAAUAUUUGCCAAAAUUUUAAACCAGUUUUCCGUUACUUCUUUAUGGAAAAAUUCUUGGACCCGGCUGUUUGGUUUGAGAAACGACUGGCUUACACUCGCAGUGUGGCUACUUCUUCAAUUGUUGGCUACAUACUUGGACUUGGUGAUAGACAUGUGCAGAAUAUUUUGAUUAAUGAGCAGUCAGCGGAACUUGUACAUAUAGAUUUAGGAGUUGCUUUUGAACAGGGUAAAAUCCUUCCUACUCCUGAGACAGUCCCUUUUAGACUCACCAGAGAUAUUGUGGAUGGGAUGGGUAUUACUGGUGUUGAAGGUGUUUUCAGAAGAUGCUGUGAGAAAACCAUGGAAGUUAUGAGAAACUCUCAGGAAACUUUGUUAACCAUUGUAGAGGUCCUCCUGUAUGAUCCUCUCUUUGAUUGGACCAUGAAUCCUUUGAAAGCUUUAUAUUUACAGCAGAGGCCAGAAGAUGAAACUGAGCUCCACUCGACCCCCAGUGCAGAUGACCCAGAAUGCAAAGGCAAUCUCAGUGGUAUCGACCAGAGUUUCAACAAAGUGGCUGAACGUGUCUUGAUGAGACUGCAAGAGAAACUGAAGGGAGUGGAGGAAGGAACUGUGCUCAGUGUGGGUGGACAGGUGAAUUUGCUCAUACAACAGGCCAUGGACCCCAAAAAUCUCAGCCGACUCUUCCCAGGAUGGAAGGCUUGGGUGUGAGCUUCAGCAUAUGAAUUACCCUUGAAUUCAACAUUUAGAAAUUCUAUUUUGGCUUUCAUCUUUAACUCACCCAUAGGCUUGGAAAUGUAUUACUAUAUAAUUACUGGUUGUAUUUUUAAAAAAUGUUUAAUACUUGCUUUGAUAGUCUCAAAAAUAGCUCCUCUCUCACAUUUCAAAAAUACUGUCUUUAAUGCUCUAUGUCUAGGCUAAAUAUUUUUUUCUCCUCAAGUCUACACUUGUACCAUUUUCAGUUGAACCACUGACUUGAUGCAUUAGUUGGAAAUGGAAGCGACAGGAGUGCAGGACACCACUGGCAGCCUUUCCUUCAGGGUGAACAAAUAAAUAUACCAUUAGUCUUGAGGUGGCUUUUUUAACUUAAACUUACUUGCCACAUCAUAAAGUGAUAAAUUAUUUGAUAUUAACAUGUAAAAGGGAGAAAUGAGCUUCAAAAAUUAUUAUAUAGAUACGUUAUCUGUAGUAAAGCUACAUUAAAAAAUAAGUGUUAAAAACAAAGUAGUAUUUUAGAAAUGUAAUUUUCAAUAACAAGAUCAUCCAAUGUUAUUGAAUAAUAAAGUUGUUACAGAGAACAAAUUUCAAAGACACAGUAUGGUUAUAAUUUUUUAAAUGUAUAUUGAAAUUACUCGUUUCUUUUAAGCCCUUCCGUAUUUUCAUUUAUGUUGUUUUUCUGUGAUGCCCUUAGUUCAUUAAUAUUCUCAUCAAUUUUAUGAUCUAUUUAUUGAGUUUCUCCUUUCAAAAACUUUUCAUGUCUAGCUAUGUUUCACUCUCCAAAUCUGCCUGUUAUAUAUGUUUUAUGGUGUCUAAUUCUUUAACUUUUCGUUUCACGUCUAAACAUUUUAAACAUCCCUGUAGUCUCUUUAAUGGUUCUAUUAAAUCAAGUUCUGUUUAUCUAUGUAUUCUGUCACUGUGAAAAGUGAGUUUAUUUCAAGAGGAAUCUUGAGUACCAGGAUUAAUAAUAAUUCCUCCCAAAUAAGUUUUGGUUCCGGUGUUGUCAAAGUCCCGGGCCUAUCAACUGACAGAAGACUAUUCUCAUUUUAAUGUUUUGGCAUUAGGAUUUCCAAACCUCAAGAAUAGUAUAAAUUACCGCAACCAACUCCUAGGCCAAGAGAGACAUACUUCUUCAUUAUUUCUUAUGCUAGUGGGCAGCAUGUUGGAGUGACUCCCCUUUCCUGAAGGUAUGAGGUUCCAUGUAACAUCCCCCACCUCUUUGUGGUAAGUGUGAGGAGAGGCACUUUAAAUUCCUAUCCUCUGCCUUUUGCAAGUUCAAAGUUUCAUGAGUCCCCUACUAGUGGUUAAAGCUGAAACUUAGGUUAAUAAGAUUGGCACAUUCUGUCAGGACAGCUAGAAUACCAGCUCAUAUUUGCCCCUUUGAUUUUCAGUUCUUUUUUGACCCUUACUUUCUUUUAAGUUCUGUGAAUUUAAAGAUCGUUUCUUGCAUCUCACCUAGCAUUUGUGUUGUGUUGGAGGGGAAGAGUUUGUUACAGAGUUUGAUAGGUAGCAGGGAAGCAAUGCUUUUCUAUCCUAUUGGUAAAUAUAUUUCCCACUUUUUUCUUAUGAAGAAAAUUGUGAAGGGUUUUUUGUUUUUCUUCUUACAGCUGGUGGCAAACACUCACUCAGAUCUAAUUUCCCCACUUAUGUCUCCCUCAAAAGAUAAUCUCCAGGGCCUCCCUGGUGGCGCAGCGGUUGAGUGUUAGGUUGUGAAGCUGCCUGCAGCCUCUGCAGUGCCAGUUCGAUCCCCGGCUGCUCCCUGGCCACCAGAGGAGGGUCCCACAUGGCGUGCAGACCUCUCCUGCCGCCCGCUGCUCCCCUCAGCAGUGUACUUCAGUCUGCCUGCUCUGCUCCCCGCUCUGGCUCUGGUGAAUUCUCUCACCCUCCUGCGCUUCGGACUGUACCCAGUACUUGUAUGAAUAAAUAAAUAAAUCUUUAAAAAAAAAAAAAAGAAAAAGAAAAAGAUAAUCUCCAGAACUUUUUGGACUGUAAAUUUCUUGGUUUGGUUUUUGGAGAAUUGUUCUUAAAAUUAAUUUGCAUUUCAAAUGCAAAUUUUAUAUAUCACUUAGCUGCCUAAAUGAAAUGUUUAUUAUCUGUUGCUAGUUUUAUUACUUUAUUGAGUUAAAAGACUGUAAUAAACUUAGACUGUCUUUAAGUAAAGCCUUGAAAUCUUCAUAGAUGGAGUAAGAAGUAAAACAAUAGUAUAAGUGAGUGAAUUUGUAAGUAAUUAUUUUUGGCUUGUAUAUCCAAAGAGUAUUGAAUAUUAUUACUAAUAUAUUCUUAACCUUGAAUGGUAUACCAUAAGGCUGCUUUCCUAUUCAAAUAUUCUUACUAAUGGCUUUGUAAAAUUUAACAAAUUUGCAGAUGACAAACCUAGGAAGAAGAGCUAAUUCACAGGUAAAAUUGUCUAGAACACUAUCUAGAAAUGAAUAGGAUAGACAUUUGUCAGAAUUGGUUAGAUUUUUAAAACAUCAAUCAUAGAAUAUUUGUGUAUUCUGAAGACCACAAACCUAUAUAACAUCUCUAAUCUUUGCAAGAUUAGUAAUGUUAUCCCAGUUUAAAAUGGAGAAAGUGAUGUUUACAAAAUAAGUUAAUUUUUCCAAGGCCACAAUAUAGUAAGUUGAAAGUACAACUUGAAUCUGGAUCAUCUCUAACUUGAAAAAAAUUUAAAGUAAAAGAACGUAGGGUUCAUGAGUCUGCUCACAAGGUGAAGUGGAAACUAAGAAGCUACUAGAAAAACUACUAAAUGAACUAUUGAGCAGUUAUGUACAGAUUAAAGGAGAUAAUAGUUCUUCCAUCAUUCUCUGUGUUGGUCAUACCAUUUCAAAGUAUCUCUGAUCAGGGGGUACAUAAAUGAGUAGUUAUUAAAGUACAUGCACUUAGAAAUGCUAGACUUAGACACAUGGUUUAAAGCAAGUAAAAGCAAAGAGGAACAAUGGACUUCUUAAGGAUUAAAGUAGGCUGGUCUUUUAAAUUACAAAGUCAAUAUAUUGGCUUGAAUUAAGAGAUAUGUGCCAUUUCAGGUAUUUUAAUUAUACCAUAAUGAAAUUAGAUGUUUUAUGUAGAUUUACUUCAAUACUAUUGAAUGUAUUUCUUUAUUAUACUGUUAUCAGAGUCCUGUUACACUAUAACUAUUUUUGAAUAAAUCAU